UUGUAACUGAUGUGCAACUUUGAAUUCGUGUAAGCGAUAAAUAUCAUAUCCGCAACACGGAAAUUUAAAUGAACAAUUUGCAUUGUCAAGCCACAGAUUAAUACUGUUGAAUUUCUAAAGUUCAUUGAGUAAAGGCGUACGCGCAGUUCCCUUGAGUUACGCAAUUUUGACGACUAAAAGAAACAUUACUCAAUUUCUUUGUCGCUAGUUCCGAAAACCUGUUUCGUAAAUCAUCGAGUUAUUGCCGAAUCGUGUGAGAAUUAGCUAAAACACGAGAAAAACUAUAUUUGAAAAAUAUGCCUCACGGAGAUAUGCACUGUGCAGAAAAUAUUAUAAAGUUGAGUAUUAUUGUCGCAUGAAACCCUAUCCUAAUUAAUCAUCAGACCGUGCAUAAUCUUUUUCCGAUACCGGAAACAAAAAGGGUACAUGAAAGGUUGACGAAUUAGAAAACUGUAGCUUCAUCUGCGUUCCUAAAAUACAUUUACAUAAUGGCAUGGGAUUUUCAAUAAACGUAACGUUAAUGCAACUUCGAUGAUAAAUUCGUUAAUAAUUCAUAAGGCAAUUCGUCAAAAAUAUUUCAUUGACCAACAUACAUUAGCAACAUACAACGGCGAUAAUCAUUAAAUCAAAGAGAUAUAUUCCUAGAGAGAGGGGAGAAAGGAGGAGAGGGUAUUUGACUUUACAUCGAAUCGAUAGAUUACAAUUCAGUCAGGAAUGAAUGUAUCAUGCGAGCGAAUGCUGCGCGGAAAUGCAAUAAAUUCAACAAUAAACUGUAUUGCCAUGCUGGGAUGCGGCUAUUCAGGCGACAUAUUGACACUCGUUCGCUCUAUCGUCGAAAACACGCAAUUUAUUACUCAUUAAUCUUGACAGUCUAAUUUACGUUAUUGAUCGAAUAUAUGAUAGGACGAUUUCUUCAAUGAAAUUGAGCAGAGUCAACGUGGGAAUAAUUGUAGCUCUAUAAUUCUAGAAUUAUCGCAGAUUUUCGUGUUGAUUAAAUCUACUAAAGUAUCGAUAAUGCAUUUGCAUAUACUUGAAUUUGGAUAAUAACGAGCGCAACUUCGAAUUAAAGUUCAAGUUUAUGAACGACAUGCGUGAAUAUCAUCGGUUGGAUCGUGUGAUUCAAGUUUCAAGUGAAAAAUUUGCGUUUCGUUAGCAGAUCGUUUCAAUCGAUUUUUUGUAUAUCCGGACCAUGAAAUCGCCUCUGCAAAGGUAUUUUGAAACAGGAAACCUGAAUUUCUUGGUUCGCCAAGUGUUUCGAAAUGCAUUUUUGUCAAGCUUUUACAUCACAAUAUAAUUUCGAUGUCAAUCCGUGGCUGGCUAUGACGAAAACUAGAACUGUAACGGCAACUUUUAAAAAACAUUCGGUCCAGCGAGCAAUACUAGCUUUGCCUCUCACUCUAUUGAAAUCACUGACAAGCUAUGACAAAUAAAUUAAUGCUUUAAUGAGUUCUUUCUUUCGUGAGCUGAACGCUCUUAUAAAAUAGGAUUUUUGCGAUCCAAUAAUCAGUCUAUUCGUGAUCCUCCAAAGGAGCAAAUAUGGCGUUGAUACAGAACUUAGUUGUUUUUGCUCUGAUCUCGAUCACCUUUGCUAGUGCUCAACUAAAAAUGUUUUACGAAGACGACGAAGGCACUGGUGGCGUAGAUAGAGCCGGACACAGUGGGGGUGGAGGUCAUGGUCAUGCGUAUUCCUUUCAUCACUUUUCUGGACCCGUGGUGGGUCAUCACGAAGAGAUCAGUUGGAAAGACAAACAUGGCCAUCAUCAUCACGAUUACAAGGCCCAUCCUAAGUAUAAGUUCGCCUAUGGUGUGGAUGAUAAACACACCAAGGACUACCAUGGACAGAAGGAACAUCGCGACGGGAAAGAGGUCGAAGGAGAGUACCAUAUUCACGAACCUGGUGGCAACAUGAGGAGUGUAAAAUAUCAUUCUCACCCCCAUGGAGGUUUCUUCGCGGAAGUUCAUAAUUAUGGAGGAAAUGAUCAUUCUGGUGGUACUUAUGGUGGACAUAAGCAUAGAUAAAUUACACGAUAUCUUUUAUUUAUCUGAAUAUCGUUGUUAUUGAAUUCACAUUGUUACUGUUAUCGUUACACGCACAAUGUAUUUAUUAUUAUUAUUAUAUAAACUACAAUUUUGUUCUUAUUGUUGUCACGUUAAAGAAUAUUACAUUAUAAUAUUUAUAAUUAUAUUUAUAAUUAUAAUAUUUACAUUAUAAUUACAAGAAAAUACAUUAAGAAGCAAAUCAAACGUUAAGUUGACUUAACUAAAUAUCCGAGAACUCAUAAAAAAUUAACAUUCAAUACGGCUGUAAUCAUGUUACGAAGAUUUAUAUGGGAAUAUGUAUAUACGAUUCGUAUAUUUCAAUAAUUUUUAUCAACGUUGCGUGGAAACUACAAUUUCUUGUCAGUUCGAAGUUUCACGAAUGCAAAUCAUAACAAUGCAUCUAAUUCUUCCUUUUUUCAUAGAUAAAGCAAUUAAAACAAAAUAUGCAUUGCUUUCAAAUAUUUCUUCUUUAAAUUAAAGCUCUGAGUAAAUUUUUCAUAAAGCAAACAGAGGAAGUAACUUCUGUAAUUAAAUUAACCAAAUUUACCCAAGUUAUCUCAAACUUUCUUUCAUCCAGACGUCGUUCAAAAAGGAAGAUUCAAAUUCUAGCAAUGAUAAAAUUUCAUGAAACUUAUUCAGGAAUACAAACGCAUUAUUCCGCUUCCAAAAAUACGAGGACGUACAAUCCUCUCGCUUCUGCAGCGAUGUGUAGGAUGUGUAACACCUUCUAGUUCUGGUCCUCUAUAUCGCAUCGCCGACUAUAUUUUCGCGUCGCCGACUCUUGCGAUGAUCAAAUGCCACUUGAAGCUCGUUAAAGUAAUUAGCUGACAGAGUUUGUCACCGUUUCCAUGCUUUACGUAUCGCUUGGAAAAUUAUUUUGUCUACUGAAAAGAACAUAACAUAUUUUUCAUUUCUUAUUUAUAGUAAAACUAGCGAGUAAAUCUUUCUUUUUAAUAUAAUUUUCAAUGUAUUGAUAGAGGUUGAAUCAUUUUAUGAAGAUUAUGUGUAUCCACUCCAUAUCGCAGGAGAUCUCGCAUUUUGCAUUGCAGCUGAUAAUACAAUAUAAAUAUUUUAUUAAACGACUGGCCCAUGAAAACGAUCUGAAUCAGAAAUUCAUCGCAAUCAAUCUACUCCCUAUGUACUCACGCACAAAUGACGCAUAUUCAUUCCGUAUACGAAUGCGCGCUGCAACGCGCAGCGCAGAUCGAUACAGUCCUUACUAAAGUAAACGGAUGGAUUACGAGUAGACUACGUGAAAUAAGCUUUCCUCGCAAAAGAAAUAUGUCGACAAAGUGGACGGAGUUAGCUUGUUCCACUUAUAUAAUCUCACGCCUCUUGCUAUCCUCUUACGCUUCCAUCUUCUGCAGAAUGGAUACAUUUAUUUAUCUAAUCCUGCGAAAAUCGUGAAUCCAACAAUUCUGUUACAAACAUGCAUUUGAAUGAUUUUAAUGUUGCAUAAAAACUUUAUUAAAAUAUAUACAAUCUACGUUAUGGAGCAAAGUAUUCGUAUUUCCCUGCGAGACAGUGAAAGAUGUACAUUCAUUGAAAUAUUGAAACAUCUUUCUAUGCAUAUGAUCUCCCGGGUGAAAAGAUGUGUUUCUUGUUUAAUUUUAUCUUCUCUCGAGUCACUUCGUUUCAAUUUUUUAAUUCCGAGUCGUUAACGACAAUAUGUUAACUAUGUAAGUUUAAUGUAUUUUCACACACGCAACUCUGUUUUAUCUUCUAAUGUAAGAUUACGUUAAAGUAUUUUGUUAGUUCAAUUAUUAAUUUAAUUACUUACGUUAUUUUAUUCACUAAUGUCUAUGACUUGUAUUUAAUAUAUGGUAGAAUUUCCUUUCCUUAAACCUAUCGUGAGACAAAUAGUUUAUAUAAAAAGAUCAUACUGAUUCUUCUUAUUACCUAAGAUUUUUCAUUCAUAUAACAGUAAUUCGUAUUCAAAUACAAAAAUUGAAUUACCAGAAGUUCAUUUAAUCAAGCUUUAACUAAAACUUUGUUUAAAUAAACGGCAUGCCAUGUUAUAAAUUGUAACAAUUUCUGAAUAGUCGGUACUACAGAACGUGUGUUUUCGAACAGGAUGUAUAAUAGAAGAACUAUUUUUUAUAUAUAUAAUAGAAAUUAUUUGGGGGGGGGGUAAGAUUAUUUAGAUGUGAAGAGGCAUUACGGCAUUACGAACUACCAAAUUAAAUUCAUUAAGUUAAUAAAACUUAAAAUUGACACUUAAAAUUACAAUACAUUUAUUUGACUUAAAUUAAACUUUAAAAAAUAAAAUUACAGAUAUUUUUCUAAAUCAAUUGUAUUAUUUAAUAGGCGAGAAGGAUAAGAGAAUGAAGUUUUUUAUUUUUUGUUUCAAGUUAGACAAUGUAUCCCUGUACGAAAUGCGCGCGCAAUGUUCUCAUAUUUGGUAGAGAUAACUGCGCCAAUGAAACGGCAAGAUACGCAAUUAUAUAUCGCAAUGUUCAAUCGCAAUCGAUAUAAAUUUCUCGCGAUCGAUAUGUCAUAUUGGUGGGCAACAGAACUGUAGAAGUGUAGAACUCUUGGACUAGAAGCACAGCAAGAAGAUUCGAGAACGGUUCAUUUAGAAGUUAUCAGGUAAAUAUAUAGUUUUUAGAUUUAUUUUUGUAUUAUAUAUUUAGAAGAGUUAUUACAUACAUAUAUCCACCCAAUCCGAUUACUGAAGGUGGUUAAGAGUGAAUAUAUACAUAUAUAUACUCAUUGUAUUUCUACAUACAGUAAUUCACAAGAGUAUUUCAAUAUUUAUUAUAGGAAACUUUUAUAUAUGUUAUAUCUAUAAUGUAAAAUAUUUUGUAUUAGCAUUGUAAUGAGACAUGAUUACGUGUAUGAUAUAAAAUAUUUUGCACUAGCAUUGUAACGAGAAAUGACCAUUUGUAUCGUAUAAAACAUUUUGCAUUAACAUUCUAAUAAGACAUGACUAUUAUGAUUAUGUUGUCAAAUUUGAGACCAAUCUGAAAAUAAACACGUAUAAAAACUACAAGAAAUUUACUGUAAACAUCACGUAUCUAGUAGCUACGUAUCUAAUAGAAAAAAUUUGUUUCUGUAGGAUAUGAACCGAAUCCUAUUCGUGUGUGUUCGUAGCCCCAUCCCCACCGAAUUACGUAGCUUGCGACGCGAACCUGUUGCGCGGGGGGUUAUUCUAUUGUCGAAAAUCGAGGCGUUAAGAUGUAUCACCCGAACAUGGCGUUUGUUAACUGCGUAAUACCUUCGUCGUCAUCCUUUCACCGUUUAUAUCCAGGCUACGAUUAACUUUAUUUAAUUAACGUACGUUUUAUUCAAUAAUUUAUAAAAUAUCAUAAUUUAUAACUAAAUUAUCUUUCUUUCUUUGAUCGUUUCUCUGAUCGUUACAUUUAUUAGUAGUUCGUAUCAUAAGCUUUCAAAACUUGAUCUUCAUCAUUUAUUUGUUUUUAUAUAAUCUGUUCCCUUUAUACAUUUAUUUGAUAAUUUUGAUUCUUUUUCGUGCAGGUUCGUUGAUUGCGAGAGAAACAUCGAAGCAUUAGGAGGACGCCAUGAUGUUUGACGAUAUUCCUUCUAUUCGAUAUUCGAUCCGCCAACUUCACACAGAAAUAUGGUAACGUUUGAUUUAUUCUCAUUAGGGCAAACGUAUUUUUACGUUGUUUCAUCUUUUUAUAAGAUAGUUGUCAUGUUUAUUUAGUAUUCAAUUGAUGCAACUACAUUCCUCACAAAUAAUUCACGAUUCUAAUAUAGUUAAUAUGUACGUAAUAUGAUAUUUUUUAUAAUUUUAUGGUUUAUUACGAAGACUAAGGUGAAAAUACGUGAGAUUAAACAAAUCACUAUUUUUAAUUCGAAUAUGUUAAAUUACUUUUUGAUUUCAAUGAAAUUAAAGGAAUUUUUUAACAUUAAUUCAACCUAAAUUCUCUAGACUUUGUUGAAGAAUUGAAAUAACUUUUACAUUUUGUUUCGUUAUCGUCAGUUGUCUGUGAUAAUAUUGUCAUUUCACAUUUUUCUUUCUUUCAUUCGUAUUAAUUAAAAAAUAAAAUCUGUUGAAAAUUUAAACACUUCAAAUUGUUUUAGAACUUUCAAAUAAUCAAUAUUAUUUUUAACAACAAAUUACAGUAUUCCACGUUUUGUUACAGAUUUCUUCGAGUUUUCUCUUCUUCAGGGGAAUUUUGUGGAUCUUAUUUAAUGGGCUUCCCAGUAACUACUCUUGGAUCAUCGACAUCGAGCAGCGUUCUUCGUAUCUUCGUUCUUCGUAAUGGUGAGUCGCAGGCAUUUUUGUUCCUCUGGUCACUCAAUCAUGUCGUAGGAUGAAAGGUCCGAAUCGGCACGGAUGACUGGUUGUAUUACGUAGAAUUUUUGACGAGCAUAGUGACCGCGAAUAUUUAAUAUAUUCGUGAGUAGUAACGUUUCUUGUCUGUGUUUUAUUUAUUAGUUCAGGAUAGGUUUUCUUGCACAUCGUGUUUUUGUAUUUCAAUAUAAAGGAUUGAUAUGAAUAAUGUAAUGUUGAUAAUUAAUAUAUGGAUCUAUGGUUCAAAAUCGUAGAAUAUAGAAUUAUUUAUAAAAUCAAAGUUUAUAUGAUUAUGUAGAAUGAUUAAAUGCUCGGAUAUUACGUAUUUAUUAAUAAAUAAAACAUGAAUAUUGUAAUAAAUAACGAAAUAACUUCAUUUAGUUAUAUCGUAGUAGAAAAGUCUGAUACCCUCAGGCUUCGUUAUUAUGAGAGAUUUCAAUUACAUAUGACUAAAAUUAUUAUAGUGUUAAUGAGUUUCCAUGAAUAAUAUUUAAUUUUAUCUUCUAUUUCAUUAUAAUAUGGAACAAUUUUAUUAUUUGAGUUCCAUAUUUAGUGAAAUUUGACAUGUGAAAUAUAUUAAAGACAAUAGAUACCAAAUUGUAAUCAUGUCCGUCCAUGAAUGUAUCAAAUUUCAGAGAAUGUAUCAAACGUGCAAGAAGACACUUCGCGACAGGCAGAUUUCAGAAUCAAAACAAGUUUCAAACACUUUUUUAUGUUUUCAAAGAUGUGUUUUGAUGAAGGAAUCUCCUGAGGAUAUUUCAUUGUUAUUUAUUGAUAUAAAUACUAUUUGUAUCGAAUCUUAAUCUGUUCUUUAAGAAAUAUAUUUUUUCCUAACUCUUUUUCAUUUUUGUGUAGUAGUUUAGUAAUUCAUUAAAGUAAUGAGAUAAAGCAAAAUUAAAGUAAUGAGUAAAAUAUAAAGCUGUUAAAAUUGGAAAUAAAAUUGAACUACAAAGUCGAGGAAUAUUAGGCCGUUAGAUACAAAAUAUACGAAAUGUUGCAAUUGAUCAUAUUUCAGCCUAGGAUUUUCAGGUUUAAUCUCUUCCAUAUUUAUUGCUAGAACCUCACUCACGUGUCCAGAUGCUACUUAGGUAGAAGAUAGGUAGUAGACAAGGUGAUUAUAAACUUAAUACCUAAUUUCUCAGCGACUGACGUUGCGUUAGUAUAUCAUGCACGACGUAUUUUCCACAAUGUAUGUGUGUGUAUGUGUGGAAUUGCGUCGCUUUUGCUAUUUAUUAUAAUUUUCACAAACACUUAGAAAUUCCAGAAGUAUGAUUGCAAUUUGCAAUAGCAGUGUUAUUAGAUAUGUACAGCAGAUUAUUAAUCUUGCCUUUGCAUUACAAUGAUAUCAGACUGUGUACCAUCUAUUUAAUAAUAUUAUUUCUUUAAAUAAUAUACAUAUAAUCACGCACGAUUAUGUAUAUUUAAUUGAGAUUGGAAUUCAAAUAUGCUUCAAAUUAAUUCUAAUUAAAAUCAAAAUAUGCAAAAAAUUUGUAUGCAACGGUCGGUAGCCAACGUCAGUCGAUUUCAGGAAAAUGGUAUGUAAAUUAGAGCGUGAAGGUUGUGUGCCAAACUCGGGUAUCGGAGGCGUCCCGGGACGUUUCUCUAGUGUAGGCUCUUGCGCCCGGGUUAUGUGUGAGAACCGUGAAGCGAGUGUGUUGCUGUGCCUGUUUUGCCAUUUUUUAAAUAUAGGGCUAGGUAGGAUAGGUAGCAUACUUUUUGGUGUGAAUGUUAAUUAUAAGUAGGUAGGGCCGGGCAGGUUGGCACAGUCUCUGGUCGGGUAGGCGCGUUUUCGCGUGUCCAACCUGUUUCAGGAAAAUUGAUUUGAAAAAUCGACGGCGAGGUUGGCGCCACGAGUGAAGCAUACCAUUCGUCUCUGGUCUUGUCCAUCGAUUUUUCGAAUUUCGUGGUCGCGGUCGCGAGUAAAUUUCGAAACGGACAGCGAUCACUAUGAUCGUUGUUUUCAGCGGGUAUUGCGCCCGAAGAAAGAAGAGGCUACGAGCCGAAGAGGCCCGGCAAAUUGCCAUAGAAGAGGGCAACUACUAAUGGUUUUCUAUCCUCUGGAUCACCCAGAGCAUGGAAAAUCAUUCUCGUUACUACUUUGUCACUAUGCUCGCUUUUAGUAUCUGUAGUUAUCUCUUUUUUCUUUUUUUGUCGAUGUAUUAUAUAUGUGGGCUGACCAAUAGAUUAAUUACGGUUAAAUUAGAGUUGCGGAAAAGUUUUGUAUUUUUAAGCUUUUUAGUAUCGCGAAAGACUGAUUACGAUCUCAGUUAGAGUUGCGAAGAAAUGAUAAUCGUGUUUGCUUUAGCGUUGCAAGUGAAGCUUUCGGCUGGUGCUUCUUUUUAACGACUUUCAAUGAAUCUCAAGUUAAAUUCGUUCUCGUUGUAACGAGAAAUUCGUUGCAUGUAAUUGGUGUCGUUACCACAUAAUCUCCGAAACUGUUCGUCAUUAUCAUUAAUUUGACUUUGUUUGAAUACUCAAAUGACACAAUUACGUACAAAGAUACAAGCGGAGCUCACACGGGAUAUAUAAAUGGAUGGAUUUCGUGCAUAUAGGGUUAACUUAAUAAAGGAGAGGGUUGUUCUAAGCCCUGCUCGACAUAUUGGGUCACGUAUUCCAGCUAGAGGAUGCUGUGACGAUUUCUGUCUACAGCGAAAGCCGAUAGAAAUUAAUUUUCAUUCGUGACGACAGGACAUAGUCCCGUAUCACCUUUUGUUUGUUAAGUGUACAUAAAAAGAAUUAAAAUGCUCUGUUAUAUCUUAUGAGGGUAUCUUCAGAUUAGACUAAACGUACUUGUAUGUAUGAGUAUGGGUAUGUGUCUACCCAAGAAAUUCAAGUGUGUAACUAUUAAAUGCCUAGAUAUUAAAGGAUUACAUCGUAAUAAGUAUGUAAUCGUUUAUCGAGUUGGAUAGGGUAGUACCAAGAAGCAAGGUAAAAUAUUUAUUUCUGCAGCAAGAUUUAAAUUGGAAUGGCGAGAAGGAUGCUGUAAUAUCUGCUAAUCUCUUGCUAAAUUACGUAAUAAAUUUUCAAAUUAUUACAUUCUAUCAGGGUUUGCGAAGUUUCCAGUUAGAGAUAUUAGAUCCGUAAUUGCUUUCUGAGCGAAACGUUUACAGAUACUGAACAGUAUUAGCGCAAACUGCUGACGAUUUAUACAAACAUUUUCAUUGUAUAAUUACAUUCGACAAUUUACAAUAAUAAUUUGCUACUAUUUAACUCUGAAUAAUAUUCGAACCUGAAUUUAAUUGCUCGUUGUCUUCUUCAAUGAA
This is a messenger RNA of Bombus huntii, 9564 nucleotides long. It is a transcript of the gene CPR11, whose product is annotated as adult-specific cuticular protein ACP-22-like. The record is from RefSeq and is a predicted model, not a curated record. NCBI's taxonomy places the organism in Eukaryota, Metazoa, Arthropoda, Insecta, Hymenoptera, Apidae. Gene Ontology annotation, cellular component: extracellular matrix. Bases 1537 to 2019 code for a protein of 160 amino acids. The transcript is spliced from 5 exons.